AUGGAAUAUAGCCCACUUUUUGAGCCAUUUAUUGAGCUUUUCAUCAAGGGGAUAUGUCAUCCGAUAAAGCAGCAGAUCGGAUAUUGCAUUAGGCCUAGAGCCCAUAUCACUGCUCUAACCAGUGCCAUGGAUGAGCUGCGAUGCACGAGGGAUAGCAUCAAUGAGACAAUUGAAGCUGCUGAAAGAAAGCGGCAGAUCUGCACCGAGGAAGCGAAACAGUGGCUAAUGAUGGUUCAAACUGCUGAAGGUGAUGUGAACUCCCUUGACCACCAUGGCUGCUCGUGGAAUUGUUGGUCCACCUACAGACUCAGCAAGAGAGUUGCCAAGAAGCGAAAAAAAGUGAUGAAGCUACAGAAUAAGGUACCUUCAAGUAUUGUAGCUCCAAGCAAUGAUCCUGUCAAAGAGAUGCCAAUUGCACCCAUGGUGGUCGGGCAGGAGCCUUACAUGCAGAAGGCUCUUAGUUACCUCGGUGACGAUACAGCCGGCAUCAUCGGUAUCUAUGGCAUGGCAGGUGUGGGCAAGACCACCCUCCUGAAAAGGAUCAAUAACAUGAUAGGAAGAACCAUGUUCGACCAUGUGAUUUUCGUUGUUGUGAGUAGAACUCCAGAUUUGAUGAAGCUUCAGCAGCACAUAGCCAAGGAGGUAGGAUUGAUCCUGGAGGACGAUGAGAGCGAGAUGUCAAGAGGCACUGCUAUCUUCAAUUUCUUGAAAAGAAGGAAGUUCUUGUUGACGUUAGAUGAUCUCUGGGGAUUAUUAGAUCUAGUGAAGGUAGGAAUCCCACAGCCUCAAAAGUUCAGCAGUAGCGAGCACAAGCAAAAGGUUAUAUUUACAACACGUUCAUUGGAAGUCUGUGGCAAGAUGCAAGCAAGCAAGAUCAUGAAACUAGAAUGCUUGAAGUGGGAGGAAGCAUGGAGCCUGUUCAAACUGAAUGUUGGAGAAGAUACCUUGUCGAAUUCGAGAAUCCGAAGCCUUGCGGAGGUAGUUGCCAGGGAGUGUGAUGGUCUGCCACUGGCUCUUAUCACUGUUGGGCUCGCCAUGUCUACCAAAAAGAUGCCUGCAGAGUGGCAGCAUGCAGUAACACUGCUCAAGAGCUCGCGGUUGGCUGAAAUUUCAGGUACAGAGGAUCAUGACUUGUUCUCUCUUUUGCGCAUUAGUUAUGAUAGCCUAAGAGAUGAUAGAAUGAGAGAGUGCUUCUUGUCUUGCUCUUUGUGGUCUGAGGACAAUAAUGACAUAUUAAAAGAUAACACCAUUAAGGCUUGGUUGGGGAGUGGGUUAAUUGAUGAGUUUGAUGACAUCAAUGAAACUUACAGCAUGGGUCAUUCUAUCAUAGAAAACCUCAAGGCAGCAUGCUUGUUGGAGCCCGGUUAUGCUGCUGAUAGGUAUGUGAGAAUGCAUCAUAUAAUACGGGACAUGGCCUUAUGGAUAGCUUCAGAUCAUGGGAUGAAUAAGAACAAGUGGUUGGUUCAAGCAAACACUAGGCAGGCAAGAGUAGAUGAGUGGAACAAGUCAGAAAGGGUCUCACUUAUGAACACUCAAAUAGAAGUGCCGCCUGAUGCUUGUGAUUGUCCUAACCUCAUGUUCUUAAUGUUAAGGGAAAAUAAGCAUCUCAAAAGGAUCCCAACUGGCCUUUUCCCAUCCAUGCCAUUUCUCAAAUAUCUGGAUUUAUCCGGUACUAGCAUUCGAGAACUCCCAGCAGAGGUUGGCAUGCUAGUUAACCUGCAACAUCUUAAUAUUUCAUUCACCAACAUCACAUCAUUGCCCUCAGAGUUGGGACAGUUGGUGAAGUUGAAGUAUCUGGAACUGGAAAGCACUUGGAAACUUGUGGAGAUUCCUCGAGGAGUGAUAUCUAGCCUAGUGAUGCUGCGAGUGCUGAAUCUAUUUGACAGUUAUUUUGCAGACUGGAAUUGUCCAUCUGAAGAAGAGGGAGUAGCCUUUGAAGAAAUUGAAUGCUUAACAAGAUUGACAGCUAUUGGAAUCACAGUAAAAGAUAUCCCCUCUCUCCAAAGGCUCUCAAAUUUCCCCAACGUGUCUGUGCACUCCCUCAGCAUAAGAGAAUUGCAUGGCUUGACCUCCCUCCGUCUAUCACCUACCAUCCUUAGCAGAAACAAAACGAGGAGCCUUUGGAACCUUAUACUCAGAGGGAGCGAUUGGUUAGAGGAGCUGGUGAUGGGAAAUGGGGUGAUGAGCUCUCCAGAUUGGAGCCUUCCUCACUUGGAGAGUUUGUGGCUGGGAGAUCUCCCUAAGUUGGAGAAGAUCAUUUGGAGUGGGGUGAUGCCUCAUGCAUGCUUGCCUUCCCAACCUUCGGAUAUUGACAAUUGUUGGUUGUCUGUGCAUCAAGAACGUUUCAUGGAUUCUGCAACUUCCAUACCUCCAAGAACUACAUGUACAGAGUUGCAUAGGGAUGGAACAAGUAAUUGGUCAUGA
Messenger RNA from Elaeis guineensis (African oil palm), 2424 nucleotides. RefSeq names its product disease resistance protein RPS2-like. Gene Ontology annotation, molecular function: ADP binding; protein binding. The record is from RefSeq and is a predicted model, not a curated record. Lineage: Eukaryota; Viridiplantae; Streptophyta; Magnoliopsida; Arecales; Arecaceae.